AAAAAUAAUUUAGCACUGAGAGAGCGGAAGGUACGCUGUAAUUUUGCAGUCAAAUAUAAAAAAAAAUAUUCAAAAUCACGUACAAAGAACGUUGCAGAAACUAGAAGAACUCGAGCGGGCGCUAAGUGAACACACUACAUCGAGCCUAAACGAACAUAAAAAUAUUCUCUGGACAUACAAAUUAUAUUGGUGAAAUAUUUAUAAUUUUUUUUUUAAUUAAACCGAAAUAUUAUUUUAUAAAACUAAUACGAACGAAAAUGGUUUACGAAAGUGGAUUUACUACCCGCAGGACCUAUACUAGCAGGCCUAUCGUUACUUCGUACGCCGUUUCGCGCAAAACACCAAUUGACUGGGAGAAAUGCCCAUAUGUACCACGAGCUUCAUUAGUGGCUGAUCCUAUUACUGCUUUUGGAUCGCAUCGCCCAGAUAGUGAACGUCGAAAAUGCUCAAUACUUGACCCGAUAAACCGCGAAGCCAUCAAGCCAAACUAUCGUAUAUUACAUGAACCCAUUAAGCCUUACGUAUCGGCCAGAGAUAGAAAUAGGGAGAGGAUUUUAAAUCUGGCCCGUCAACAUUUCGAUGCCGUAGAAGCCGGAGGUACCACCACCGCUCGCAUUUCACGCGAUAGCAUUGAUGCAAUCCUGCCACGCAUACACCGAGCCGCCUCCGAGAACUUGAAGCCUGUUCGGAGGGAAAGUUACCGCAACGAGCGAUCAGGUGCUACGGUCACAAAAUACUAUUAUUAAGUUAAUAAAGCACUUUAAAUAGAAUUGCUCUUACGAGUCUGUAAAUUCAAGAUAACAAAUGAA
This is a messenger RNA of Rhagoletis zephyria (snowberry fruit fly), 809 nucleotides long. RefSeq lists its product as uncharacterized. The record is from RefSeq and is a predicted model, not a curated record. Lineage: Eukaryota; Metazoa; Arthropoda; Insecta; Diptera; Tephritidae.